Maniola jurtina (meadow brown) is the source of this 3637-nucleotide messenger RNA. RefSeq names its product triokinase/FMN cyclase-like. Gene Ontology annotation, molecular function: glycerone kinase activity. The coding region runs from base 327 to 2075 and encodes 582 amino acids. Gene Ontology annotation, cellular component: cytosol. Gene Ontology annotation, biological process: glycerol catabolic process. The transcript has 14 exons. The record is from RefSeq and is a predicted model, not a curated record. Lineage: Eukaryota; Metazoa; Arthropoda; Insecta; Lepidoptera; Nymphalidae.
UUCGUUAAUACAUUAAAGAUAGAUUAUUAUUCUUGGUCGAUAAAGUGAUUUUUUUGGCCAACAUGUAAGCAAAAAUAUCUACUUGCACUAAUCAUCAUAGAGGUCAUAAACUUUACACUCAAGAGAUAAAAUUAGUCUGUUACCUAACACGAUAAGCGAUUCUUUAUCAUUCAUAGUUCAUACCAGUGACGCGGGCGUUCUGCCAGUUGUUUUUAUUUACUUCAUAUGUUCAAUAAAUUGAAUUCAGCACACUCAGUUAAAUUUAACUAAGUAGUUCUGUUUUUGUGUGUGUUUUUUAAAGAAAAGGUUUGAAACCCUAAACCGAAAUGUCUGCCCGCAAGCCUAUCACGAAGAAGGUCAUAAACACAACAGAGAGGUGUGUCGAUGACAACCUGCGUGGGGUGGUGGCGCUCUACCCCAGUCUGCAUCUACACCCUAAACACCGGGUGAUCACUUUACGGAGGAAGACUGAUUCGGGAAGAGUGGCAGUCCUCAGCGGUGGAGGUUCUGGACAUGAGCCGUUCGCGGCGGGUUUUGUUGGCGAAGGCAUGCUGUCGGGAGCAGUGGCCGGUGGCGUGUUCGCGUCUCCACCGACCGCCAACGUGCUGUACGCGAUCACACAUCUCUACAAAUAUAAUUCAGGUGGUGUAUUAGUGCUUUGCGGAAACUACACUGGAGACAGAUUGAAUUUUGGAAAAGCAACAGAAAAAGCAAAAAUUUCGGGAAUCAAAACGGAGCUAGUUUUCGUGGGCGAAGACGUUGCCUCGAGCCACAAUAAGACUGGCGGAAGAGGAAUGUGUGGAGAAGUGUUCUUAUUCAAGAUGCUCGGCGCGAUGUCAGCUAAGGGUUACGGUUUGCCUGCAAUGCACAACGCUCUUGUGGAGGUAACGAAGAACUUGGCGACUCUUGGAGUAUGCUUCAGCGCUUGUUCCUUACCAGGGCAGCCACCUUUAUUUGAGAUAGCACCAGACGAGAUGGAGUUAGGGGCUGGCGUUCAUGGGGAAGCAGGCAUAGAGAAAUUAAAGAUGGGCACAGCUAAAGAAAUUGUGGCGCUAAUUCUGGGAAAGAUCAUAGCUCAUCUCAAGCUCACCGCAGGUAGUAGGGUGGCGGUAAUGAUAAACAACAUGGGAGGCACCUCACUCAUGGAAAUUAAUAUUAUCGCAGCUGAAAUCAAGGAUUACUUAGAUCUGAAGCAAAUCAAAGCCGAAAGAAUGAUCUCAGGCCACCUCAAGACCUCCUUGGAAAUGCAGGGGUUCCAGAUCUGCCUGCUGCACUUGAACAAGGAGCAUGGAGAUCUUUGGUUGCAACUACUGGAUGCUCCCACGGAGGCAAUCGGCUGGACUGGAGGGGUGAUGUCUGUGAAGCACGGUGAUGGAUCGCAUGGGGAUGAUGAUACUCUGCUGCAAGUCCAUGGAACAAAGACAGCUACCGGUCCCUCUCUAUCGGUGAAAGAGCAAGAGAUCCUACGUGUUAGUUUGCAAGCGGCCGCGGAAGAGUUGGUGAGGAAUGAGCAACUGCUCAAUAGAUUGGACUCAGGGUGUGGCGAUGGGGAUUGUGGGAUCACGUUGAAGAAAUUCGGGAAAGCGGUAUUAUCAUACCUAGAAACAGCCUCUUUCCAAUACCCAUCGAGUGUCGUGUGGGAGUUGUCAGAGAUGGCUGAAACGGAUAUGGGGGGUACAUCUGGAGGGAUUUACAGCUUAGGACUCGCUGCAGCAUCUCUAGCUAUAGCUAAGUCUACCUCAAAUGAUAGAAGAACUUGGUUAUCAGCGUGGGAGAGUGCAAUGCAAGCCAUCACUAAGUAUGGGGGAGCAGAACCGGGAGACAGAACUAUGCUCGAUACAUUACAUUCAGCGGCGUUAGUGUACAAAGAAAACUUGAAGGCUGAUCUCAAAACUGCUUUGAAGAAGACCGUGGAAGCUGCCGAGAAAGGUUCUAAAGCCACCGCUACCAUGACUGCUAGGGCUGGUCGAGCCUCGUACGUAGCGAGCGGGUACGUCACCGACGAAGACGCGGGCGCGCGGGCCGUCGCUGUAUGGCUGCACGCGAUGUUAGACCAUAUCGCUGAUAAAUAUUAAGUUCAUAUUCCUCUGUAUGUCUCUAUUAACAUCGAGUCAAUCAAAGGAAAGAAAAUGACAAUAUCAAGAUCACCAAAAUCAGAAGAUGUCUUAAUGCCGGAUCGCAUUACAGCGUCUCGUCGUUUCGCGUCAAUGUCGCGUCUAUAGACCGUUCACUAUUACUUGAUUGAAUUUAUUUUGACGCUUUGCACAGCGCCACUGUAAUGCAAUUCGGCCUUUAAACUUAACGUCACGACAUUAAUAGACCAUGGGCAAAAAUGCCUGGUCUUAUAAUUCCUCAAAAGAGUUCAAACCUAUGCCAUACGAAAGCUUUUUAGGUACAAUUUAUUUCAUACUAUGAUGGCUAAGUCGUAAUCGAGCGCGAACAUAGUUUUUUAGAUGGUUUUCCAAAGGAAAUAGACAAUUUCUAACAAUAUAUUUAAUCAUCACAAUAUUUAACAAUAAUUAAUUGCUCUACAAUCACCGAGUUAGUAAAAUAUUAUUAUCAUUACAUCCAUACAUACAUACACCAUAUUUGUAACAACAUUGACAAUUUAGUUAAGGUAUGUGAUUCGCAAAACAAGUAGUCCAAUCUGAAGUUGCAACAUGGUUUGCGCAGGUCAUACACUAAAUACACAAGCCCGGCUGAGAUCUGUUUUUGUACAAUGCGCAGUCAUACGCCUCGUAUUCAGAUGGGACUACAAUCUGUUUUUCAUUAACCGACUUAAUAAGUAAACAAGUAGCUUCUUUCUGAAAUAUCUAAGAGAAGCACUUAUACGCGGCCCAUACGACCUUGUUAGCGCGAACUGACAAUAAAAUUGUGAUACGAGUGAAACCUAACUCUAAAAGGUCCAAAGCGCCGAGCAAAUUGCGUCGCUUACUCGUUAGUCCGAGAUGGUUUCUGCAAUUUGUUUAUCUUUUAAGUCAAAUAAGGAAAAAUAAAGUAUACUAGUUUUAUACUGCACUAUGUACUUUGUUCUAAGGACUCUUGGGCCCUAGAUCUGAUUAGAAUCCGAGAAAAUACGGCUCGAAAUGGUCUUAGUCCGUUUUUCAUGAGAUCGCUUAAAAAGUAAACAAUCGCGAAAACCUCGGAAAAAACGCGUAACGACGCCAUUAGCCCGGCGCUUUAGACCUCCUGGAGUUUUUUUUUUUUUUUUAAAGAAUAUUAGCCAUGUUAAAUGACUAAUAUUCCCCUUUCGUCUCCAACUAAUCGUCAGGCUUGUGCUAGGAGUAGGUACGACACUAGUGCAACGGGCGGGGUUUGAACCGUCGACCUAUCGGUUUUCAGUCCACUCCUUUACCGGUUGAGCUAUUGAGGCUCUAAUUAUCUAGUUUUUCACUCGUAUCAUGAUUUCAGUUCGCUGUAACAACGUCGUAUGUGCCGCGUAUGUGCGUCUCUUACACAUUAUAGCAAAAAGCUACUUGGUCACGUGAUCCAAGAAAUAUUGCCAUGGCCAUGGUAGCACUUGCCACCAUUGCCAUCUUUGUCGAGUCUCUUUAGUGUUGGUGUGAAUAUUAUCAAAAUACCUGUAUGACAGAUUUGUAUAAAUUAUUUUAUGGCAUUCAAUAAAGAUCAAAACUAA